Messenger RNA from Pseudoliparis swirei, 5537 nucleotides. RefSeq names its product pleckstrin and Sec7 domain containing 2 (gene psd2). NCBI's taxonomy places the organism in Eukaryota, Metazoa, Chordata, Actinopteri, Perciformes, Liparidae. The record is from RefSeq and is a predicted model, not a curated record. Gene Ontology annotation, biological process: regulation of ARF protein signal transduction. Gene Ontology annotation, molecular function: guanyl-nucleotide exchange factor activity.
CUCCCCAGGGUCCUGCUGGACCUCAUGUCUGGGAACUACUUUUACACCCUUGGCUCCCCCUGCAUCCAGCUCCUAAAGUUAAAGCCUAACCCAUUUUUAUGAUAUCUAGGUCUCUGCGGUUAUAUCACCGGUUGUCCGAGAGGAGAAGGACGCGUGUCAACACAACUAUCGGUGCUAAUCUUCACUGCGGGCUAAAGUGUCCAGAUACCAACAGGCCCUCGAGAUGCGUUCACGUUCACACCGCGCGGUGACCACGGGAGAGUGAUGCUGGUCCCGAGCGGUCCGAGGAGCACAACUACAAUCCCCCAGCUGCCAUUCAAACACGCCGAGGCUCCGCGAAGAGGAGGAGGAGAAAGAGGAGGAGGAGAAAGAGGAGGAGGAGGAGGAGGACGCCUCCGUUCAUCAGUCCGCGCAGUAUAGUCGCCGCUGCCUGGAAUCUCCCGCGAGUCUUCGAACCAGCCUGCCGCGGAGGCGCGAGACACCGCCACGAGCUUCAAGCAAACCGCCGCGACCAACGGUCGCACGCGCACACGGGUGAGAGAGUGGGCAGUUGGGAAGAGAGAGAGAGAGAGGGGGAGAGAGAGCCCGUCUGUCAGUGUUAUUCUCCCGGUGUGGAUGUAGAGACAGCGGGGAGAGAGAGGACCACCGAGAAGGCGUCUGACCGCACGUACUUUCCCGAGUGUCCUCCCCUGAUCGGAAAGCCCCGGUCCUCAUCCCUGGCAGAAGUGGACAGCAGCCCCCUCCCCAUCCCCUCCCAUCAGCGAAAGAGCAUCAUGACCCAGGAGGGGCAGGCUCUGCCAGAGAGCCCAGUGGAGCCCGACGCCGCCGCAACCACCGGCGCCGCUGACCCCCCCGCAGAGACACACAGCCAGGCGGAGACGGAGAAGCUGGGGGCGAAGGACGACAGCGAGGAGGGAGAACAACAAGACAUCAGACGGGGAGAGGAGGAGGCCCAGGGGGAGACGCACGGGGAGGGGAGGGAGGACGUAAAGGAUGAGGGCGGAGAGGGCGAGUUGGAAGAGGAGAGUGCAGGAGGGGAACGACGUGCAGAUGGAGGGGCGGAGGGAGAGAGGGGAGGGGCGAGGGGGAGUGCGCAUGAGGAGGUGAGCUCGGCAGGUGAGGAGGAGGCAACGCAUGAGGAGGAGGGGAUGGAAGAGGAAGAGGAGGGGAAGGAAAGUGAAGAGAUGCAACCGUCUGCUGAAGAGGAGGCAGCUCACCCUGAACCAGCCGGCCGACUGGCUAAUGGCAUAGGUGGGAAUGAAGACGACGGCGAAGAGGCGGGCGAGGAGGACGAGGGAGGAGAUGAAGUGGGCACUCACACGCACUUGGACACUUUCAGCUCCAACUUCGAGACGACUGUAGAACAGGCCGACGCGGAAGUGGAGGAGGAGGAGGAGGAGGAGGAGGAAGAGGGCCAGAAGGAGGGAGAUGGGAGAGCGAAUCAGGACAGCUUCAGCUCGACGUUCGAGCAGAUCGUUGAGCAGGUUGACGUCCAGGAGGAGGAGGAUGAGGAAGAGGCGAGGGAGCUAAAGGAGGAGAGCGACAAGGGCAAGGUGGACAACAAAGACGGCUUCAGCUCCACGUUCGAGCGCAUCGUGGAGUCCGCCCUCCUGAGGGGCGGGACCUGCUACAGCAGCCUGGACUCUCUGGACGUGCUGUCGCUCACCGACGAGACGGACAGCUGCGUCAGCUUCGAGGCGCCACUGACGCCGCUCAUCCAGCAGAGGUCGCUGCUCCAGGGCCCCGAACCCCUGGAGCUGGAGCUGGAGACCGUUCAGGAGCUCGAAGGGGCCGAGGCCGGACCGGAGUCCCCGAGCGACCUCGCCGCCGGGGGGAGCGCCGUCUGCGGAGCGAUGGCCGGAGUCGGAGGAAGCCCGCUGAGGACCACCAUACCGGGAAGCAGGUCCGAGUUUAUGCUGAGCCAACCGGCACGCUGGGGCAUCCCGAAUGGUUACCAUGGAGCCGUGGAGGAUCGUGGAGCCAUGAUCAAGUCUGUCAGCGAUGCCAACCUCACAGACUCGGAGGAGUGCGAUUUGGGCAGCCAGGAGCGCUUGGAGCGCGGCAGCACCGACACGCUGGCCAACGGCUGCCGAGCCGACUUCGGGGCCGCCAAGAGGCUCGCCAAGCGCCUCUAUCACCUCGAGGGCUUCAAACGCUGCGACGUGGCCAGACACCUGGGCAAGAAUAACGAGUUCAGCCAGCUGGUGGCGUCGGAGUACCUGAGCUUCUUCGAUUUCUCCGGCCUGUCGCUGGAUCGAGCCCUGAGGACCUUCUUGAAGGCCUUUCCGCUCAUGGGAGAGACCCAGGAGAGGGAGAGGGUCCUCGUGCAUUUCUCCAGACGCUUCUGCCACUGCAACCCACGGAUACUUAUCCCCGAGGGUCAGAGCCCAGAGGAGAAGGAGGAGGAGGAGAAAGACGGCGAUGACGACGACGACGACGAUGGAGCCCACACGUUAACCUGCGCCCUCAUGCUGCUCAACACCGACCUCCACGGACACAAUAUUGGGAAGAAGAUGUCGUGCCAACAGUUCAUCAGUAACCUCGACGGCCUCAACAAUGGCAAAGACUACCCGAAAGACUUAUUAAAGGUCUUGUAUAACUCGAUCAGGAAUGAGAAGCUGGAGUGGGCAGUUGAGGAGGAGGAGUUGAGGAAGAGUCUGUCGGAGCUGGUGGAAGAGCAGUGCGAGGGCGGGUGUAAGCGCGUUGCCAGGGUAACGGACGGCAGUAACCCCUUCAUCGCCAUCCCCAUCCUCUUGAACGCCGUCACCUACAAACACGGAGUGCUGAGCCGCAAGAGCCACGCCGACAUGGACGGCAAGCGCACCCCGAGGGGUCGGCGCGGUUGGAAGAAGUUCUAUGCGGUACUGAAGGGGAUGAUCUUGUAUCUCCAGAAGGAUGAGUACAAGCCUGACGCUGACAUUUCGGAGGUGGACCUGAAGAACGCAGUGCGGAUCCACCACGCUUUAGCCACUCGUGCCACCGACUACAGCAAGAGAUCCUUCGUGCUGAAGCUGAAAACCUCCGACUGGAGAGUCUUUCUGCUGCACGCCUCGAGCGAGGAGGAGAUGAUGUCUUGGAUCUUCCGCAUCAACCUGGUGGCGGCGCUGUUCUCCGCCCCGGCCUUCCCGGCCGCCAUCGGCUCCAUGAAGAAAUUCUGUCGGCCCAUCUUGCCGUCUUCAUCCACCCGACUGAAACAGGAGGAGCAGCUGCUGAGUCACGAGAGCAAGCUGAAGCAGAUGAGCCUGGAGCUGGAGGAGCACCGGAAAAACUCGCCCUCGGUCGACCCCAAAAGCCGCGAGUGGGAGGAGCACCGGCUCAAAGAGCACUACCUCACGUACGAGAAGAGCCGCUACGAGACGUACAUCAGCCUCCUGGGGGCCAAGAUCAGCGCGGAAACGGACGACCUUGAGAAGAUCGAGGCCGGCGUGAUGGGGGGCCUGAUCAUGGACGGGGUCAUGGCCGGCCGCGAGGGCCACCUCCGCAAGACGCAGUCCUCCCCGUCCAUCAGUCAGGCUCACGGCGGCGCCCAAGGACAGAGGAGCUGAGGUCGAGGAAGGAGGAGCGAGUGGCCUCGGCCCAAAAGAACGGCGAGCUUAAAUCCUCCGACUCCUUCGUGGGCGUUCCUGUUCGUAUUUUGUGUUUUCGGGCACUUCCUGUCGUCCGUACAGCGAGAAACCGGAGAGAAGUCGCUCUCUCCUCCCCAGAAUGUAUCCGCCCUGGUGAUAAGUGUCUGUCCUUAGCAAUAGACGGAGAGGGCCGCGGGCCCCUCCGCUUGAAACCCAAGUGACCCCGCCGGACCUCAGCCCUUUGGAACUCUUAAGUAUUGCACAUUCAAAACGAUCAUACCCGUGAUCACUAUUUAUACCACGACGUCAUCAGUAUUAUUUUGAGAAAUGAAUCUCGGAUCUCUUUAGAUGAAAUGUGUUUUUAGUUGUGAUUCAUAAUGUAUUUUAUUGAAGGGCCAGAGAACGAAGGAGGAGCCGCUUCUCCCGGUCCUCUCUGGAGAUGGAGAUGGUACUAAUGUAGCAUUGUGGAAAGUUCUUCAUCCCCCGCCCAUGUUGACGCACCCAGCCGCUCACACAGGUGUGUGUGUGUGUGUGUGUACGGACCUUUACGUGUUAAGUCACAGCAGAGACUCUCAAAAAAGAACUUCUCAGAAGGAUCAAGUCCCUGCCAUGUAUAGCAUAUAUUUAUUUAUUUAAUUCUCCAAACCUUUAUUAUUCACCCCGGGGACCUUUUUACAGCGAUUACGCUCGCUCUGUCCCCCCCCCCCCUCUCUCUUUCUCGACAUUCGUGCAGUUGCAUCACGUACACACACGUCGCAUCCGCUACAUUCGUGAGCGCUUUGAAGGAGCGGUGUUUGAACUCCGCCAGAGGAGCUGGAGGUCGAGUGCCUUACUCACGGGCACCUUGACACGAGCUGUGGUUUAGAGAGUCGGUCAGAGAGAUCCCAAACACUGACAUGCCUUCAGUUAUCCCGUUUAUAACCAGUCAAACCCGAACUGAGGAAGAUGAAGAUGACGGUGUGUGUGAGCACCUUAAUCCAUCCCAACCAGCCCAAACACGCUCGCACACACGCACACACGGACACGCACGCACACACGCACCUUUUCUCGCUCUUGGUAAUUUGCUUAUAUGACACAACUGUAGUGAGCUCAGCGGUCACUCAGAACCAGAGCUGUGACUCUGGCCAUUAAUAAUAAUACAUAUAUAUAUAUACAUAUUAAUAUAUAUAUACAUAUAUAUAUAGACACAUAUAUAUGUAUAUAUUAAUAUAUAUAUAUAUAAAACAUGUAUAUGUGUAUAUAUAUGUAUGUAUAUAUUACUAUAUAUAUAUUAAUAUAUACACAUGUAUAUAUAUUAAUAUAUAUACGCGUGUGUAUAUAUAUAUAUAUACACACACAUAUAUAUAUAUACAUUUAAUAUACAUAUAUAUAUACAUGUAUAUAUUCAUAGAUAUAUAUAUAAUAUAUAUAUAUGAAUAUAUACAUGUAUAUAUAUAUGUGUAUAUUAAAUGUAUAUAUAUGUAUAUACACAUGUAUAUAUUAAUAUAAUGGUGACCAACAGGAUCUGAGAUCCUUUUUGGAGACUUGGCCAGAAACCUGGGAGUCACAGCUGGAUCCUGGUCUUGGAUCCUGGUUUUGGAUCCUGGUCUUGGAUCCUGGUGCAGACCGAGAUGCUGAAGUGGAGGUUUCCAGACAGGAAGUAGCGUUUUAUAAAGCUGUGUUGUGAGGACGAAUAACUGCUUUCUUACCGGGAGACUUCCCCUCGUCGUCACGUUGGCUGUCGUGCUAACCUUUGUUCCCCAAUGUUCUAGGGUAGCCUGUGCUUUAGGAUCGUAGACAAAAUAUUGUUGAUUGUUAUGUUUUAUUUUUUUUAAAUGACAACUUCGGCACCUUGAUGUCAGCAUUGGAGCCGUCUCUCGUUUUGUUUGUAUAUCGGGACUGUUUUUUUCGACAGGAUGCUUAUACUAUGUAAAGGACAUAUUUACUGAAUAUUUAGUCUGUGCUUCAUAAAGUAAGCUUUUAUACAGAUAA